AUGCCUGCUGCACAGAACGGCGGCCACCACGAGUCGACGCCGCUGCUCCAGCGCCUGGCCAGCGACCACCUUCACCUCCACCACCACCCCAAGGUCUGGUGUGAGGAUGACGACAGAUGGUGGGUUCGCUUCCCGGCGCACGUCGCCUACACGACGUGGAUGACGCUGUCGAGCAACUACGUCAAUGUGCUGCUGGUCUUUGUGCCUCUGGGAAUAAUCGCCGGCGCUCUGAACUGGAGCCCCACGCCCGUCUUUAUCCUGAACUUCAUUGCUAUUAUCCCGCUCGCGGCCCUGCUGAGUUUCGCGACCGAGGAGCUUUCGGCCAAGCUUGGUCAGACCGUCGGUGGUUUGAUGAACGCGACCUUUGGAAAUGCUGUCGAAUUGAUUGUCUCUAUCGUCGCAUUGAGAAAUGGCGAGAUUCGCAUUGUCCAGUCCAGCAUGCUGGGCAGCAUCCUCUCCAACAUUCUGCUCGUUCUUGGCUGCUGCUUCGUUGCCAGCGGUCUCAAGAGAUCCGAGUCGCACUUCAACGAGACCGUCGCUAGCACCAUGUCCUCUCUGAUGGCUGUCUCGUGCGCCUCGCUGAUCAUCCCCGCUACGCUUUACUCGGUUCUGCGCAAGUCGAGCACCGACACCGACGAGCACAUUCUGAUCCUCUCGCAUGGCACGGCCAUCAUCCUGCUGAUCCUCUACAUCAUGUAUCUGUACUUCCAGCUGAAAUCGCACGCCCACCUCUUCGACGAAGUCGAGGCGCAGGAGGGCGAGGCCGAGGAGCAGACCGAGGGGAAGAUUCUGGGCCCCGUGGCCGCGUCGGUCGCGCUCGUCGUCGUGACGGUGCUAGUCGCGGUCUGCGCCGAGUACCUGGUCGGCAGCAUUGACGACAUUGUGCAGACGGCGCACAUCAGCAAGACGUUCAUCGGUCUGGUGCUGCUCCCGAUUGUGGGCAACGCGGCCGAGCACGUGACGGCGGUCAUGGUUGCGUACAAGAACAAGAUGGACCUGGCGAUCAACGUGGCGAUUGGCAGCUCGAUGCAGAUAGCGCUGUUUGUGACGCCGGCGCUGGUGCUGCUGGGCUGGAUGAUGGGCCAGCCCAUGACGCUGCACUUCCAGACGUUCGAGACGGUCGUCUUCUUCCUCAGCGUGCUGGUUGUCAACUACCUGAUCCAGGACGGCAAGAGCAACUACCUCGAGGGCGCCAUGUGUCUGGGCUCGUACAUUAUCAUUGCUCUGGCCUUUUACGUCUACCCUGAUGAUGCGGGCGACGUGGGAUCCCUCGUCAAGGCCCUCUUUACUGGUGGCGCUUAG
Molecule: messenger RNA, 1302 nt
Organism: Aplosporella prunicola CBS 121167
Lineage: Eukaryota; Fungi; Ascomycota; Dothideomycetes; Botryosphaeriales; Aplosporellaceae
Exons: 4
Coding region: 1-1302 (433 amino acids)
Biological process (GO): intracellular calcium ion homeostasis; calcium ion transmembrane transport
Cellular component (GO): fungal-type vacuole membrane
Molecular function (GO): calcium:proton antiporter activity
Source: RefSeq, a predicted model, not a curated record